Messenger RNA from Pundamilia nyererei, 1299 nucleotides. RefSeq names its product GS homeobox 2 (gene gsx2). The record is from RefSeq and is a predicted model, not a curated record. NCBI's taxonomy places the organism in Eukaryota, Metazoa, Chordata, Actinopteri, Cichliformes, Cichlidae. The coding region runs from base 123 to 839 and encodes 238 amino acids. Gene Ontology annotation, molecular function: sequence-specific double-stranded DNA binding; DNA-binding transcription factor activity, RNA polymerase II-specific. The transcript is spliced from 2 exons. Gene Ontology annotation, cellular component: nucleus. Gene Ontology annotation, biological process: regulation of DNA-templated transcription.
CCCUCCUCGGGCUCUCUUUUGUUGGACCAUCAAACAUAAGCACCUUUGGAAAUCCCGAGGGGCUCAGAUGAGAAGCAGCAAUCAUCCUGCUCACCGAGUGAUCACUUAUCAGCGACGCAGCCAUGUCGAGGUCAUUUUAUGUUGAUUCUUUAAUAAUCAAGGAUACGGUGCGACCUGGACCAACUGAGCAUCCAGGACAAGACUUCCUUAUUCCAAUCAGCAUGCACUCUCCGAGCGUAAUGACUGUCACCGCUCCCGUGUGCCCCUCCAGGAAAAAUGGGACUUUCUGUGUUUGUCCACUGUGCGUCACAUCCCACAUCCACUCUUCCCGCAGCGGCAUUCCCAUGCUGAAGAGUCAGUUUCCAGGAGCAGAGCCACAGUAUUGUCAGAGAAUAGCACAUCAGCAGUCUCCUGCACUCGCUCACCCUGGACAUACACCUGUCUGCACGCCCACCUUCAGCGUCACAGAUCCCAGGAGAUACCAUUGUCUCUCUAUUGGUGCCUCCGAGAGUAACCACAUACAGAAUGGCAAGAGGAUGCGCACGGCUUUUACAAGUACGCAACUCCUGGAACUUGAAAGGGAGUUUUCCACGAACAUGUAUCUUUCUAGACUCAGGAGAAUCGAAAUCGCUACAUAUUUAAACCUGUCAGAGAAACAGGUGAAAAUCUGGUUUCAGAACCGCAGAGUGAAGCACAAGAAGGAGGGUAAAGCCACCCAAAGGAGCGCGCACAGUGGUUGCAAGUGCACAACCGGCCACACAGACUAUUCAAGGUCAGAAGACGAGGAGUCUCUAUCUCCGGCCUCAGCCUCUGAAGAGAAAGAGGUGUCACCCAUCUGAGAGCAACUCGGCUCAACAAGUUCCACUGCUGGCGCAUCCUCUGCCCUGCUGCAUUUAUGGAUCACGGCAUCACCCAGCCCCUGAGCCAAAUAUCUGCUGCAUGAAGCCUGAGAAGAAGUUCUGAAAAUAUUAAUUGUUCUGCGCUCCAUGUUCUUUAUAAUGUUCAAAACAAAUGUUUAAUGUUUAAAAACCAGUGUGGAUAGGUGUUUGUGAAAUAUUUGGGAACACGGCCAACUAUGUGACUGAUGUUAUGUGGAUCCCCCCGAGGUUCUCACCUACACUACCUUGUUAAUUAUCCCCAGUAAAUGAUUUCAGUUUUUGCCGGAAAUACGUUUACAGUCAGUGACGUGUAGCACAGAAAACCCCAAGAAAUAGUAAAGGUCUGACGUGUAAACCCGAAACCUGUAUGUAACAAUUUGUAAACUUUGUAUAUCUGUAUUUAUUGAAAUAAACAUGACGA